AUGAGCACCAUAUCCCCGUUAUCCAAGAUCAUUGGUCUCUCGUCGGUCCUUGCCGUGGGGUUCUUGUUCAUUGUGCUUGCCGGGGCGAUCUUUGGCAACUGGAUUGUUCUCUUUGUUGGGCUAAUAUUCGCGGUUGGGUACUUGCCAGUAGUGGCCACCCAAGGAUUCCUGUCCAAUGGAUUUUAUGAUGAUCUCAUGAACGAGUCUUCCAACCAGGUUCAGGACUUGGGGAGGUUUGUGUCAAGUUUCUUAACAGUUUCCGGGCUUGCCUUGCCAAUUGUUCUAUUGCAUUGCCACUAUCUAACGUACACCGCAAUGGUGAUGACAGAAGUAGGAGGUGCCUUGAUAUACGCUACAGUGGUGGUAUUUACUAGUUUCUUUGAUCAGUCAGAUGAUGUGAACCUUGGAAUCUAA
This is a messenger RNA of Saccharomycopsis crataegensis, 414 nucleotides long. RefSeq names its product Vps55 family protein. The record is from RefSeq and is a predicted model, not a curated record. Gene Ontology annotation, biological process: late endosome to vacuole transport via multivesicular body sorting pathway. Gene Ontology annotation, cellular component: endosome; Vps55/Vps68 complex. The transcript has a single exon. Lineage: Eukaryota; Fungi; Ascomycota; Saccharomycetes; Ascoideales; Saccharomycopsidaceae. Bases 1 to 414 code for a protein of 137 amino acids.